This is a messenger RNA of Dreissena polymorpha, 2230 nucleotides long. RefSeq lists its product as uncharacterized. The coding region runs from base 83 to 1867 and encodes 594 amino acids. The record is from RefSeq and is a predicted model, not a curated record. Lineage: Eukaryota; Metazoa; Mollusca; Bivalvia; Myida; Dreissenidae. The transcript is spliced from 5 exons.
CCAACUUGAGCUGUUGAUUGAAAAAAAAGCGCAAUUGGAACAAGAAUAUGAUGAGAUUCAAAAAGAUCUUAAUGACCAAGAAAUGCUGUUGAGCGGUAAUGAGGACUCUCCAACAACCAGAGGACUCUCUACUUUGUCAACAGACAAGUUUGAAAACGACAAAGUUACGCUUCGUAAACACGAAGAUACCAGUAUUUUGCAGCGGGAUUCAAUAUCGAAUGACAUUGCAGACCUUCUAGAGAAAGCAAGUUGGGAACUGUCUGACAAGAAAAAGGAUGAUUCCCUCCACGGACGAUCUUGUACAACGUCCCAAGAACGGCCAUCUGACUUUGAGAGAAUUUGUGGUAGCAUUCUCGCAAUACAAAAUGUGUUGAUGGUCUACCCUGCAUAUCAAUCUGAAAAUGUAGACGAAGUAGUAUAUGUUGUUAUUGUAAAUAUCGAAACACCUGAACUUAUACAAGGCAUAAAUGAUCUGGAAAUUAAAUAUAUUAUUAAAGAAAGUUCGUUGAGUAAUUCCAGAAAAUACAGUACAUCGAACAAAAACCAAAAACCUGAAAAGAGUGCAGAAAUUAUAAACGAAAAUACGUUUGAUAUACAGACAGCUGCCGUAGGUGAUUUAGGCGAAAUCCCAAAUCACACAAAUAAAAAACAACGACGUACUCAAACUUUUAAAUCAAGCGAAAUGCUAAUGUCAGAUGAGCAACAUGAACGAUUAAGGUCGUGCAUGCAGAAGUAUGCUAACGAUUUAAUGACAAAGCAUAAAUAUCUCAGUAUUAUAGAAGGUUCAAUUUAUCAGGUGGAUACUAGCGGACCGACAUACGAGCCGUGUUUGGUGCUGUAUGUUCCAGCAAAAGGGUUUAUUCCCAUUGGCGAGGAACGUUUUAAUGCAUCGUACGAUGAUAUUAGAGUUUUUGUCCAAGAAGGGAUAUUUCGAUUAUUCACUGGACAUGCCGAUGAUAUUCAUAAGCAUACUCGCAUGGGUUGUCAAAUCAGUCGGGCAGCAUUUGGUACGCUUGGUGUAUUUAUUGAACACCCUUUCUACGGCCUUUGUGGCUUAACCAGUGCACACGUGGUGCUAGACGAUUCGACACCAUUCAGUGUGGACAUGAAUGGACACUGUUAUUUUCAGUCAAAUGAACAUAAAGUGUAUCAGCCCAUAUCACCAGAUGAGAUAGGCUGUCUAAAGGAGGCCGUCAUUAAAACAGGAUGUGUUUCGCAAGCGGGGAUGGAGAUUGCGCUGAUUCAGUUGGAACAAAGAUUUCCUGUCAACGGCGAUUUUCCAAAGCCUAGAGUCGGAGCAACAGAUAUUUCUUUUACCUCUGGAAAGACUGCUGGACUAAACGUGAGCGACGUAUUUUGCUUCAAAAUAGGAAGUGCAACCGAUUAUACAGAAGGAACAAUAAUACGAAACUCAAAUUGUGUACGUGAUAUUUUACGUAGGGCCGACAAUUUUGUAAUUCCUUUAUUCAUUCGAUUUAAAAUCAAACCCAGGUCCACACUGUUUGCCUAUGAAGGUGAUUCAGGAGCACCAGUGUUUGUAAAGGAUGUCACCGGAGAACCCGUAUGCAUCGGAAUAAUUGUAGGUGGGAAUCCGGAUACCGGUGAAGUGUUUGUAACUCACAUUGAAGAUAUAUUGCGGGAAUUUGGUAAUUCUAAGCUUAAGUCAUUUGAUGAUUUUGUUACAUUAAGUCGCACGCUUUCAGAAGUGACCGACGCCGUUAAACAAUUGCAAAAUGGCCACGAAAACUUGCUAAAUAUAACAGAAAGCAAACUAGAAAGCCUGAAAAAUAGUACAGAAAACAAAAUCGAUGAACUUAAAUCAUAUAUUUCACAACUUUUCAUGGAAAGGAACGGUGUAGGUACGUGAUUUAUCUGAACGUAUAAAAACGCAUUGCUGCGUAUUAUGUUUAAGAAAACUUACAGUUUUGGAUAUAGUUUCACUAUAUAUGCUUUAUCUCUGUGUGCGUAUUGAACCUAUUUAUUAACUUCUUUAGUUAUUGCCCACUGGUUGCUAUUCAAUGCGUAGGAAAACAUUCUUAACCGGAUUCAGCUUGUCACAACUCGUCCAAGGGAUGGCAAGGCGGAGCUUAAGAGGCGUGCUUUGUUAUAAUUGUUUAUAGUGUUACAUUUAAGUGUAUUGUUGUAUUGUGCUUUGACAAAAUAGCAUAUUGGCCUUCAUGAAUAUUCCAUAUGUGUAUUAAUACUUAAAAAAUAAAUCAUAUAAACCAUA